Molecule: messenger RNA, 7448 nt
Organism: Dermochelys coriacea (leatherback sea turtle)
Lineage: Eukaryota; Metazoa; Chordata; Testudines; Dermochelyidae
Gene: VDR
Product: vitamin D receptor
Exons: 11
Coding region: 171-1514 (447 amino acids)
Biological process (GO): multicellular organism development; positive regulation of transcription by RNA polymerase II; cell differentiation
Cellular component (GO): nucleus
Molecular function (GO): vitamin D response element binding; nuclear receptor activity; zinc ion binding
Source: RefSeq, a predicted model, not a curated record
GUAGGAGCUGGAGGGAAGGAACAUGCUGCUGUUUCCAGGAGCUGCUUGAGAGACUGCCUACCUUGUUGCCAAGAUUAUAUACCCCUUGCCUGGAGUGUCAGUAGGUGCCAACAUAAGUCUUCUGUAUCUUGACUCUGAAACAUUCGUGUUGAUAGAACAUCGGUUGUUCCAUGUCACAGCUUCAGAACUGUUGGGGAGUAUACCAGGAUGGUGCAACGCAUGUUCUGGAUGCCGUCUCAGAGAUGGAGGUGCUGGCAGCAAGUACACCUCUUCCUGAUUCAGCCAAUGAAUUUGAUAGGAACGUUCCCCGUAUCUGUGGUGUCUGUGGAGACAAAGCUACUGGCUUUCAUUUCAAUGCCAUGACGUGUGAAGGCUGCAAAGGAUUUUUUAGGAGGAGCAUGAAAAGAAAAGCAAUGUUUACAUGUCCAUUCAACAGCGACUGCAAAAUCACCAAAGAUAACCGGCGGCAUUGCCAAGCCUGCCGGCUGAAGCGUUGUGUGGACAUAGGCAUGAUGAAAGAAUUCAUUCUGACAGAUGAGGAGGUCCAGAGGAAGAGAGAGAUGAUAACGAAGAGGAAGGAAGAAGAGGCUCUUAAAGAGAGCAUGAAGCCCAAAUUAUCAGAGGAGCAGCAGAGAGUCGUUGACAUUCUUCUCGAGGCCCAUCGCAAAACUUAUGACCCAACCUACUCUGACUUCACCCAGUUCCGGCCUCCUGUGAGAGCCAACUCAAGCAAAAGAAUAACUAGAUCAUCAUCGGUCCUUACGCAUGGCUCCUCAUCAGAAGACUCUUCAGAUACCUUCAGCUGUUCUCCAGAUUCUGUAGAACACAGAAUGUUCUCCAACAUGGCACUGAACGAGGAGUCUGACGAAAGCCCUCCGAUGGAUAUUAACCUCUCGCACCUCACCAUGUUACCUCACCUGGCUGACCUCGUCAGCUACAGCAUACAGAAAGUGAUUGGCUUUGCAAAAAUGAUCCCAGGCUUCAGGGAUCUGACAGCGGAGGACCAGAUUGCCUUACUGAAGUCCAGCGCCAUUGAAAUCAUUAUGCUUCGUUCAAACCAGUCGUUUUCUUUGGAGGAUAUGGCAUGGUCAUGUGGAGGCAAUGAAUUCAAGUACCAAAUCAAUGAUGUUACCCAAGCUGGUCACAGCCUAGAACUGCUAGAACCACUUGUGAAAUUUCAGAUUGGCUUAAAGAAGUUGAACCUUCACGAAGAGGAGCAUGUGCUCCUGAUGGGCAUCUGCAUCCUCUCCCCUGACCGCCCUGGCGUGCAGAACACUUCUUUAGUGGAGUCCCUCCAAGACCGCCUUUCCGAGGUCCUGCAGACUUACAUUCUGUGCAAACACCCUCCCCCGGGCAACCGCUUACUCUAUGCCAAGAUGAUCCAGAAGCUGGCAGACCUGCGGAGCCUGAAUGAGGAGCAUUCCAAACAGUACCGCUGCCUUUCCUUCAAGCCAGAGCACAGCAUGCAGCUCACCCCGCUGGUCCUGGAGGUUUUUGGCAAUGAAAUCUCCUGACUUCAGAUGCAGGACAGCGCACCGAGAAAUAAAGGGAUAAGUCAGCCUGGUGAGCGGGAGGGGUGUGACUCUUAACCAGGGUUUGUAUAUAGACCCAGUUUAGUUUCACACUACUGGAGAGGACUGCGUUUUCUGCACAUCUUCAGUCACCUGGAUUGGCUUGCUGCGGAGCGGCAGCCAACCCAGCUACGCUGCUUUUUUUCCCCAGCGAGUGGCUUUUCCACUUGCUUUCCUUCUGUAACCAGCUCACAUAUCCAUUUAUGGCUGUUUCAAGGCUGCUUCAGACCGAGGCCUUCUUGAAACCACCACUUUUUUGGCUUGUUUUACGAAGUAAAAACUGAAAUGUCAGGCCACUAGUUGGGAGGAAACGACUGAGAUUUCAUGGGUGAGCAUGGAAUUCAGGACUUCAAUGAACCCCUAAUGCUGUCUGUGGAGAGAGAACAGUUCUCUAGUUACUCUUCCUAUCCCUUCCCAAAGCCUGUUGCCCAAGUGCUGUUGGUGCACAGUUGCUGGUUCAUUCCACCCCAGAGCCAACUGAAUGAUCCCAGCAUAUGCACCCACUGCCCCCAACACUGGCUGCAAAGUAUAGAAAUGUCUUAGUCUCAAAAUAAAUAGGAAAAUGCACUUAGGGGAGGACAAUUCCUGUAUCUCUGAGAGAAAUCUCCAUUUGCCCACUGUGUAGAAGCUGAAGAUCUCCAAAGCAAUGGCACGUUGUGGUCUGUCCCCCUGUUAAUAUGACAGGAAUGAUGGGAUAUUUGUAAGGUUACUAGUCUCUCGGGUUGCUCUGAGAGGUGUAGCCAGACUGGAAGUGGUCUCUGCCAGUUUCACCCUUGAUCUGUGAUAGACUGAAGACUGUCUCUUGGGCUCCCAGGAUGGAUAGCUAAAAACACGAAAAUCCAUGCUAAUCAACACGCUAUACCAUUUUUAUUUCAAUGUUGAUGUUGCCAAGUGUCGAGGUGAGAUCUCAGAUAAUCAGUUAGGAACAAAAGUUCCCUUUCAGCCUGUGGGAUGGCCAGUGGGGUGGUUUCUGGUUUGGGGUCUGCUGAACAGUUAUCAAAUAGUGUCUGAACAGAUUAUUUGCCAAGCCUGUUAAAUGUGCAACAUCUUGGGAUAACUCAGUAAGAAUUAAGUGGGGAAGAAUUAAUCUCGCGUCUUCCUGCCCUGAAAUGUUCUGAUUGCAGCAAGAUUUCAGUCUUUACGAGAGGAGUCCUGGUUUCUUAGAACUAAGGAAGGGGCAAAGCAGCCAAUAAGCUGUGCAUAGCAUUGCAUCACAGUCAAUUAAGGCCUGAGAUGAACCCAGUCUUUCAUCCUGAGUUCUCCAGAGUUUUCCUGUGCUAGGCAGGAGUCCUGCUUUCAAUGCACUACAGGACACAGACUCCAUUGUGUCAGGGAUCCCAUUGUGCUAGGCACUGUGCAAACAUACGAAAUCAUAGGGGCCAGUGAUAGCAUCCAUUUUUGGAGAGAAGCAUGUAUCCACUACGGGGCCUCCAACAGUGGCAGGUCAAGCGCUAUUAAGAGGGCAAGAAAAACUGUAGAAAAAUCUGCCAGCCAAGGAAAACCAAACGAGAGCAAAGAGCAAGAGCAAAGAAAAUCCCUCUAGUUCAGUCCCUUGUGUGUCAGUCAUUGGGUGUACAGAGGAUGUUUGGGGUCGGCUUCUGUUUUAUGUACUAUGAAAAUUACUUUCCAUCUGCUAAUGUGCACCUUUAGCUGUCACCGCCGCCUUUGUAAACAAGUUGCUCGUUUUCCUAAUGCUAAAGAAUCAGAAUUGGGCUUUGAAGCUCUGUGUUUGUGCUCCUCUGUCGGGUGGCUACCGCAUGGCAAUGGUGUUGCUUUCUCUGUCUCUUGCACUAAUGUGGGAAGAUUUGUGUUGCACUUUGGUUGACCCUCUACCGCUCUCAGGAAGUUGCCAGUGGCCUUUCGUGUUAAAACCAUUUAUCCCAUAUGCCAAAACUUCCAAGCAAUUAUUGUAGGAGCGUGCAUUCCCCCAGCUUGUGAGAUUUGGAAUAAGAAGAAAUGAUUCUUUUAAAAAAAAAAUUAUUUCAUAAUUCUGGAAGGAACUCGGCCUGCAGUAACUCACUAACUGGUGACUUCAGAGAGCCGAGAUUCCACAAAUAUAUUCUUGGGAGUUAUGUGAAAUCAGGGUAUUUCUCUUGUUUAAAUUAUGCUUUUUCUCUGAUUCCUGUGUAUUGACUUAUGCCUGAAAUGCCAAUUGUCUCUGCUGUGCUCGCUGCCACAGCUCUGCAAGAGGGAGCCCUAAGUAAUGAUGUUUAAUAAAAUGACGUGAUUAAAUAUAAAUAGGAAAAUCUCAUUACUGAGUAAACUUUCCAGAAAGCUGAAGUUGAAACUGGCAGAGAGACCCGGCAUGUCAUCUGCUUUUUAGGCAUCUCAGUACCUGAAUGUCAUUUAAAAUGUGCAUAAUUCAAGUGCGUGUCUGCACAGCACAGGGGUAUGAGGACAGGGAGAAGGGUAUGCUGGGACACCACAUUGUGAAAUGGAGAUGUUUAAGCUUCUAUAUAGAAUCUUCAAAGGGAAACCAAAAUAAUUCCUCCCAUCAGGGUAGAAAAAGGCUGUAGGAAUGAUAAGUAUAUCCCUGAAGAUAUUCUGGGAAAUAAGAAAUCCUGUGUCCCAGAUGGGGGAGAGACUGCUUUGCUUGUAUCUAUGGUUGCAAUCUCUCUUAGUCUGUACUCGCAAAAAGAAAAGAAGUACUUGUGGCACCUUAGAGACUUAAAAAUUUAUUUGAGCAUAAGCUUUCGUGAGCUACAGCUCACUUCUCGAAAGCUUAUGCUCAAAUAAAUUUGUUAGUCUCUACGCUUUCGAUAAGUGAGCUGUAGCUCACGAAAGCUUAUGCUCAAAUAAAUUUGUUAGUCUCUAAGGUGCCACAUGUCCUCCUUUUCUUUUUGCGAAUCUCUCUUGUGUCCUCUUGGUGUCGCUAGCACAGCAAGAAUGAAAGCAGCUCCUUUGCAAGCGUUAAGUGCCUUGAGCUUAUGUACAGCACAGUUAUCUUUCCCCUGUCUGCAUUCCUGAGUCUCGCCAAUCUGAAAUAUCACUCACUCAGAUCCAAGGAAUUGAUCUCCUCCUUGGUCUCUACACUUGUCUGAGAAGCCGUGGGAAGGCAGUUCCCCCUCGGAGAAAAUCACUGUGUUCUUUAAUACAGUUGUCAUCUUUGCUUGAAAUCAGUGCCUUAAAUAUAGAUGUCUUGUUGCUGUAUCAAAUAUAUCUGUAUGCUUGUGUAGUGGGUCUUUUAAACUCAGUUGAUUUUCCCUUUGGUUGAUUUCAUGGUAUGUGUGUAAACCACCCCACCCCCCCGUGUGUGUGUGUCCUGCAAACCGCCCAGUUCUGCUCCUCAGUCCAACCCCCCACCCCAACCCGCUGUCUCCUUGGGCCUGCUCACUCUGUGUGUCUGGAGAAAAUCCAGCCCCCGUGAGGACUUGCUCUUUGCUGCCUCAACUCUGUUCUCUGCCUUGUCAAAUGACUCUACUUCUCCUUCAGUGUGUCCUGCCUCAGCCCUGCUAGUUUUCUUCUAAGGCAAAAUUCGCACUGUUCACUCUACAUCCAGUUGUCCAUUUUCUUCCUCCGCUUUCAAGCUUCUCCUUUAAUCCUGUCUCUGACUCAGAGCUGGUUGGAAAACUGGAGGAAGGGGUGCUGAAGUUUUUGAUUUUUUUUUUUUAAAAAUUGUUUAAAUUUCCCCAUGGAAAAUUUUGGCUCUUCCUCAAAAAUCCAAAGAAGUGUUUGACCACAGAAGAGUUGAAAUUUCCCCCAGGAUGCAAACAUGAAAUUUCAUGGUAAAAAAAAAACAAUUUUCUUUGGAAAAACUGCUUCAGAAAACUCUCAACCAGCCAUACCCUGAUUCCAAGCCCCCUCCUCCUCCUCUCUGGCUUGCUCCUUCUGUGCCUAUCCUUUUGGCAACCAAAUGACAUGGCAGUCUCCUGUUCUGGAGGGGGAUAAAAACCUUUUCUUCACCAGCUACUGGACAGGAUGGUGCCAGAUGGGAUGGAAGACUACUCAAUAUCCCGCUGCCAAGACAACUGCCCCUUUCACCAAUUCCUUCACUGGCUUCCUCCCAAGUUCCUCAUCUCCCCAUUCAGAUUUCUGCACAGCCCAUGCUUAAAUUUCCUGGGCUGUUUUGCCUUUAACCUCCCUAUAUGCACCCUCCAAGCUUCCCCUGGCCCUGCCAUUCCAUCUUUCCCUCGCUGUUGGCAUUGUGCCUUGUUGCCAUGACCAACCCACCCAAUCAAUGCUUUCCCCUCAUCUCCUCAAAGCCAGUUGUGGGAAGUGUUCCAGCUGUAGAUACCUCACCCUUCUUGGAGUUUACCCUGUAUUGUACCCAUUUGUGCCUUUAGACUGUCAGCUUAUCAGGGCAGGGACUCUUGCUGUCACAUUUGACCUAUAGUACAGUACCAUGCUUAACUAGAGCACUAUAAAAGAUUGGAGACCUCUGGGUGUACAUAUUUAUUCCACUUGCUAAACUGUGAAGCAGGCAUCAUUAGAGAGAAUCUUUGACUGAUGGGAGCUUUCUUUCCAUAAAGGAGCCUUUAUCAAAGAGGGAGGCUUCCCAAUACUAUAGCACCACAGUGCUCUAGCAAUCCUAACCCAUCCUUAGGGAGAACCACAGUUCCUAAGGGGCAUCCCGCACAAAUGCUGCAUAGAAGUUCCCUUCGGUUAGACUUGGAGUGGUUCUGUUUCAGUGUCUCUAAUGCGGAAAGGGGAGCUGGGUGGAGAAUGGAAGAAAAAAAUCCUGACUAUUACUUUGAAACUCCUCAGGUUUUCAAAACUGUUGAAGAAUUAGGCUUUUGUAACUUUUCUUUUUUUCUAACCCAGAAAAUGAUAUAUGGAAGAAUGUCCAAUGUCUUGCUAAACAUUCUCUGAAUCUUUUUAAUAACAAACUUUUUGACCUAAUAAAACCCUCACUUUUGUUCCAAAAAAGUUUUUGGGGUUUUUUUGGGGUUUUGUUUUGUUUUUUUGGACUCUCUAAUGAAAACUGUGCAUUUUGAAAAUGCACAAGCCCCCUUUGCGUUCUCCUUCUUCCAAAGCUCAAUAUACCCUACAACUUGCAAGUAAUAUAGAAUGUCAGAGCUUAAAUUUUAAAAAACAAAUAAGCCUUGACCCUCAUGACUGUGUUUUCAGCAGCUCCAGAUGUAUUUUACCCAAAUAACUCCAGCUUUGCACCAUCAGUCACCAGGGCAUUGCUAUGCCGGGAAAGGGCAGCUAAUGCCCAAAGGGAGCAUGCUGAAUAUCUCCCUUUGUGUCUUGCGGUUCUAGUCUGUUUGCCUGACCUCACCUUUUCUUUCCUAAAACCAUUGCACACACCAGGGAAGAACCACCCCUGGGGAAAAAUAGCACUAAAGUAAAUGAUUUACUGGAGAAACUGAACAUAUAGACAACCAGGUGAUAAUAGGGAGGUCUGAUUUUUAAUAUCCUAUAAAUGGCUUAGUUAAAAGAAAAUAUUUCUUUACGGUGGUGGGGAGAAGUGGCGGUGGUGGUUGUUUUUAAUAUUGAUCCUGUUAACAAAAACAUAAGUUAUAGAUCUACAGAAUGAUUGCACCAAAUUUUGUUGAGUAAUUUAGUGUCAAAAUGUAAAUAACUAUUUAAUAUAGUGGAAAUGUUUUAUUGUAAAUUGGAUUUUAAACAAAGUGUUUAAAUCAUUCAAAGCUGCUCUUUUGAACUGAUAGAAGCAUGACUUUUUUUUUUUCCAUUUGUGCAUGUAAACCAAGUGUGUACAGUACUUAGGUAAAAUUUCUGAAUGUGAAACACAGCUCUCUGUUUUGUUGCCUUGUGUAAUACAGAUUGUAAGGCAAUGCACUUUAUAAAUAAAGAUUUAAAAGAAAUCUAUUUUAAUUAUAGUGAUGAAGAAUAGAGGCAGCUGCUGUCUCUCUCUCUCUCUCUCCGCCCCCCCCCCCCCCCCCCCGGUAUGCCUUGAGCUUUUCCUAAUGGGCA